AGUAUCUUCUAGACUCGUUUCCACAACAUCUUUACAAACUCUCCCACUUUACUCUUAUCUCUCCUCUCCCAAUGGCAACUCUCCAAUCUCACCAUCAUCUCCUUCACUGCUCCUCCUCUUUCCACUCUCCCAAGCUCCACACUUUCCGAGUCCCCACUCUUCUAAAAAACACCUCCUCAAUUUGCAAAAAUAUCGGCGACUUAUCGAAUUCUGGCCAUGGAUUUCACUCGUUUUGUUGCUUUUAUCGAAGAAGUUCUGAAAUUGAGACGCUUUCGGAGGACGAAGAGAUCGAGCGCCCGCCUUUCGAUAUCAAUCUCGCUGUUAUUCUUGCCGGUUUUGCUUUCGAAGCCUAUAUUAGUCCGCCUGAGAAUGCGGCUAAGCGAGAAGUGGAUGCAGCAGGUUGUCAAACACUUUUUCUUUCAGAAUCUUUUCUCCGUGAGAUAUAUGAUGGUCAGUUGAUUAUAAAGCUAAAGAAAGGCUCUAAUUUUCCUGCCCUGGAUCCUUGGGGAACGAGUGAUCCAUAUGUUGUCAUCCAACUAGAAAGUCAGGUGGUAAAGAGCAAUGUCAAAUGGGGGACAAGGGAACCAACAUGGAAUGAAGAACUUAUUGUAAACAUCAAGCUGCCCCCAAACAAUAGAAAUCUCCAGGUUGCAGCUUGGGAUGCAAAUCUUGUAGCUCCACAUAAGCGCAUGGGGAAUGCUGAAAUUAGCUUGGAGUGCUUUUGUGAUGGAAAUGCACAUGAAGUGAUGGUUGAUUUGGAAGGAAUGGGAGGUGGUGGCAAGGUUCAACUGGAGGUCAAGUAUCGGAGUUUUGAUGAUGUAAUAGAAGACGAAAACUGGUGGAGUAUUCCCCUUGUCACCGAAUUUCUUCGAAAAGGUGGUUUUGACUCCGCUUUGAGAAAUGCUGUUGGCUCAGAUUCUGUGCAAGCACGUCAAUUCGUGCAGAAUGUAUUUGGUCAGUUAAAGUCUCUUAACUUACCAGAUAACUUGGACAAACUUCGAACAGAAAGUAACGAAACAUCUGAAAAUUCUAUUAUUGACCACAACAUGCCUCCACAACUGGAGUCUAGAUCAGAGUUACCAGAAGAUGGCACAAGCUAUAAGGAAGAUAACAGUAUACCAAAGCCCCACCCUGAUAGUGUUGAUAUUGGAAAUGAGCAACCUGCUUCAAUUGUUUCGCUAGAUAAUGAGGCCUCCUUACAGUCAGACAGAGAUUUUUGGAUGAAUCUGUCUAACACUGUUAAUGAAAAUGUCGUUCAGAAACUUGGACUUACUAUUCCUGAGAACAUGAAAUGGGAAAAGUUUGAACUCCUAGACAUUGUGAAUGAAAAUAUCAUUCAGAAACUCGGACUUCCUAUUCCUGAAAAUAUGAAGUGGGAUAGGUUUGAACUGCUAGAUCUUAUAGGCCUACAGUCCCAAAAAAUUGCAGAAACAGCUUACGUAGAAUCUGGACUUGCAACUGCACAAGGCCAGGAUGCUUCUGAGAGUAAUGCUAUAACUGGCCAUCUAACUAUGAAAGAUGUGCAGUCCUCAUUACUUGACAUCAAGAAGAUGACCCAAGAUGUAUUAUCCCAAACUGACUCCAUUUUAGGUGGGCUGAUGGUUCUUAAUGCCACGGCAGCUGAAAUAGACAGUGAAGCACAACUUUCAAAAGAGGCUAAUACAGAAAACGAUGAGUCUACCAAAGUAGAUAAUUCUGAGCACUCCAAGGAAGAAAACGUAUCAGGUCCUCUGGAUGCACCAAUAUUGGAUGAGGAAAGAGCUGCGGAGAUGAAAGAACUCUUUUCAACCGCAGAAAGUGCUAUGGAGGCAUGGGCAUUGCUAGCAACUUCAUUGGGCCACUCUAGUUUUGUUAAAUCUGAGUUUGAGAAGAUAUGUUUCUUAGAUAACGAGGGAACAGAUACUCAGGUUGCAAUUUGGCGUGAUUCUAGUCGAAAAAGAUUAGUAAUUGCUUUCAGAGGAACCGAACAAGUAAGGUGGAAAGACUUGCGGACAGAUUUAAUGCUAGUUCCUACAGGGCUCAAUCCGGAAAGGAUAGGUGGUGAUUUUAAGAAAGAAGUUCAAGUUCACAGUGGAUUUUUGAGUGCAUAUGACUCAGUCAGGACAAGGAUCUUAUCUCUUAUCAAAUUGGUAACGGGCGACAUCGAUGACAGCGGUGAACAGCUUUCCAAAUGGCAUGUUUACGUGACUGGUCAUAGUUUAGGUGGUGCAUUAGCUACCCUCCUUGCUCUUGAGUUAUCUUCCAGUCAAUUAGCGAAGCGUGGUAAUAUUUCCGUGACUAUGUAUAAUUUUGGAUCACCAAGAGUUGGGAACAGAAAUUUUGCGGACUUAUAUAACCAGAAAGUCAAAGACAGUUGGAGACUUAUAAAUCGUAGAGAUAUCAUACCUACAAUCCCACGUUUAAUGGGUUAUUGCCAUGUCGCGCAACCUAUAUAUCUUUCGACUGGAUAUAUGAAAAGUGCAUUGGAAAAUUUGGAGCCCGUGGAAGAUGGUUAUGAAGCUGAUGUUCUUGGCGAGUCAACGCCUGAUGCCCUUGUUAAUGAAUUUAUUAAAGGCGAGAAGGAACUUCUUGAUAAAAUUUUGAGCACAGAAAUCAAUAUUUUCCGGUCAAUUAGGGAUGGGACUGCAGUUAUGCAGCAUAUGGAAGAUUUUUAUUACAUUACUUUGCUAGAGCAUGUGAGGUCAAAUUACCAGACUGUUGCUAGCUCAAAACCAAGUGAAGAAGAUGUUAAUUCGAAGCUCUUAAAUGGACGGUGACCUUUAACGACUCCAUGGAAGCUGGAUUUAAUAAACCUGUCGACAUGUGGUUGAACAAAUUGUACAACGAACAAGGUACCU
Daucus carota subsp. sativus is the source of this 2837-nucleotide messenger RNA. RefSeq lists its product as uncharacterized. Lineage: Eukaryota; Viridiplantae; Streptophyta; Magnoliopsida; Apiales; Apiaceae. The transcript has 19 exons. The coding region runs from base 72 to 2756 and encodes 894 amino acids. Gene Ontology annotation, biological process: lipid metabolic process. The record is from RefSeq and is a predicted model, not a curated record.